Molecule: messenger RNA, 2224 nt
Organism: Fusarium redolens
Lineage: Eukaryota; Fungi; Ascomycota; Sordariomycetes; Hypocreales; Nectriaceae
Exons: 7
Coding region: 74-2128 (684 amino acids)
Biological process (GO): regulation of DNA-templated transcription
Cellular component (GO): nucleus
Molecular function (GO): zinc ion binding; DNA-binding transcription factor activity, RNA polymerase II-specific
Source: RefSeq, a predicted model, not a curated record
CAUAUAACACAUUCCCCGCCUCCUAACCCAGACUUUCAUCAUCAUCAGUUCAUGUUCAACUGCUGAUGGUGCAAUGGAAGAUACACGACCUAACAAGCGCGCACGACAAGCUUGCGAGCCAUGUCGUCGCAAGAAAUCUAAAUGCCCUGGAGAGAAGCCCAUAUGUUCAUAUUGCGAACGCCUUGGUCAAAUAUGCGUAUAUGAAUCAAGCUCUGAUGGCCAAGGUCAACGCGCUCGUUCGGACAGAUCAUUGGAGCUUCGGAUGGAAACUUUAGAAGAGAAAUUGGACUUGUUUAUCGACCGCCUUGAUCCUGUGAUCAGAGAUUCCCGUCGAUGCUCAGCUUCGCAGCACGGAGGAGGUCAUACACCGAGUUCGAUGGUCGGCAUUGAUGAGAUGGCAGAAGCGAUUGAGGCUGGAGAGCCUAGACAAGCUCCAAGCCCAUCGUCACUACUCGAUUCCCGAAGCGAUGAACUAGCAUCUCUCUAUCUAACCUGGCUCCAUCGGCAACCUUUGGUCCUCUUCAACGCCGAAACAUUUGCAGAGUCACUACCAGGUAGGGAAGCAGAGCUGAUCUUGGCACUACAAGCAUUAUGUCUUCGAUUUCCUCCUCGGCUAUUGGAUCAGCAAUAUUGCCAACGUCUCCACGCCAUGGCUCAAGCAUCAAGGCAAAUUGUGAUGAACAAAGCCUUCGAUAGCCAGGUAGACUGUUCCGUUUUACAGACGCUAUGUCUUCUAAGCCUUUUUGAACAUGCAGAAGGAAAUACUGUUCAAGCAGGGCUAUAUCUCAGUACUGCGAUCCAGUUACUAAGCGGGAUUCCGAAAGGGAGCUUUCUCGGUGACGCUGUCGAAUUCAACAACUGCAUUCGAAGCAUCUUCGUGCUUUAUCACUUACAGGGCAGUGUUUCCUCCAGCGUAUGGCCUACCGCUAUGUCACACGGGGAGGACUCUUCCCUUGGCACAGCGACGUGCUCGGCAUGGUUGCUUGCGCCGGAGCAGACUGUACCAUGCGAUAUGGAUCGGGGCAUUAUGAAAUACACCACGCCUCUUGCUCAAGUAUGGCGAGCAGUCAGAGCCUAUGCCUCUCGUCGUGUUUUCUCGGACACGCUACCCCCCUGGAAUCCGCGUUCCGACUAUUCACAAGUUACAUAUCGUCAUCUCGAGAUCGAUUGUAGUGUACCACUUAAAUACCGAUUCUCUGCUAAUCAGAUUGACAAGCAGACUCCAGAGUCCUUGCAACAAAACAGGAGCUAUUGGGGUCCUUAUCUGUUCACCCAAUUCGUCUAUGCCUCCAUUCCCGUUAUCUUGAAUCACCCAUUUCUCUUGUCAAUGCGACUACGACACUUUCGACACACUAUGCCUCAGUCAUUUGUUAACAGCUCUUUUGAUGCGAUAACUCGACACAUUGGAUGGAUCAUGUAUCAUCUUGAAGUACUGGAGAAGAUGGAUUACCGAGUGUCUGACCCGACGUUGGCACAUAUUGUUGUGGUAGUUGCCACAAUUCAUUUACAGCAUAGCUUUGUUGAAGACCUUAACCUACGAGAGAAGGCUCAGGUCGGAUUCGAGAAGUGCCUUGAGUUCUUAAGGUGCAUGGGUCUGACAUGGUAUGGUGUUGCUGUCAUGCAUGAAAAUCUCCAGAAACUACAACAGAGUAUACAAGUUGUAUCUCUAGCCAGCGACGAGCUUGGGCUGGAAAGCCCGAUACAGCAAAAGUUCACCAUCGAUACUAGACUUCUCUGGGAUGUUCUAUCUUAUGAACAAGCUGGUAGGCCAGAUGCACGUGCCGAUGAGUCUAUUUACAGCGGUUCAUCAUCAACGCAUCAGGAUGCGGCAAGAGGUGGGAACGAGUCUGGUGAUGGGUAUGAUUUGGUUGGAUCAGCUGGUAUCAUCGGGCACAAGACUGUUCCAAAGGACACGCCACUCUAUGCUCCGGGUGAGGGCGAGAUUGUAAGCCCUAUCCGAGGUCGUAUCCCAUCCGAUGCUUCGGGAUUGCUAGGGUCUCUGCAACAGAAUAUUCAGGAAGGGUUUGGAUCGGCUAUGGAAUCGGAUAACAUCUUUCCACAAGUGCACGAUUUUGGAAGGGCCAUUGACGAGUGGUUGAGCCUUGAUUGGGGAAAUACAAUGCUUUAAAGUAGUGAGACUGGCUAUCACAUUUUCUGUACAUGUAUUACUUGCGUGCUACAAAUAUUGGUAACUAGGUCAAAAUUAUCACCACUUGAGGCUAUC